UAGUUAUUUUUUUUAAUUUUUAAAAUAAAGAUUGAACAAUGUGAACUGCGUUAGUGUUCAAUUAGUAAACAGAAAGGAAAAUGUGAAGGAAAUGUAGAAGCGUGAAACACGAUUGACGAUUGUUGAUUUGUAAUUGUUUCCACAAUUCGAAUUUCAAGAUGGGACAACAUGGCACGUUAAUUUGGAUCGGUAAUUUGACCGUGUGGUAUUUCUUGGUCACGUUGUUGGUCAAGGUGAGGACAAUUCAUGCCCUUAACUAUGCCACCACUGCGACAAAGGAUGAAAUCUUGCAAAGGAACUGCGCCUAUGCGAAAGGACUUCAUCCAAACUUGAUUCGAUUUGUGACCAAAGAAGGUUAUCAUAGGGAGAUUGAGGAUGUGGUUGAGGUUACAUUUACAAACUCACCUUUAUCCCCGUCCGACUUUAAGACUGGAGAAUGUAAACUGGCUUUAUUAGCCAAAUUUACCAGAGACAUGUACGUGGAUCCGUAUGAGAUUCAGAAUAUCCCCGGUCUUGCAGAAGAUACUCGAAUUCUUAAUAAUUGGACUGACUUGGAAGGACCGUCGUGGAGUGCAAUGUCAAAUUCAACAGUUUUUAUACAUUUGCAUUCGAUUCCAACGGGGAAUCUGAUUACCACGGAACAGCUUAAAUUUCCGAUACACUUUCGAUACCAGAAGCCUCUAAGUCAUUCCAGAUUUAAGGACAGAGUUCAACAAGGUCAAAUUUCGAAUGCUGGAGCUCUAGUCAAUCCCGCUGGAUACAUGAAGGUUAUCGUCCCCCUGCCGAGAUUAUUAUUGAGAUGCGAAGCCUGGAAUCAUCAUCCUCUAAUUGAAGCAAAAUGCCACGUUAUCAAGACAUUGUGUAAUAGCAAGUCAGCCAAAGACGAAUUGUGCGAAUGGAUCUCACUCCCUUUUAAAUCUAACUCUAAACAAGGAAGCCCAGUCUUUAUCCCGAGCGGAGACGUGGACCAAGUUCUUAUGGUGUCAGCAAUAACACUUUUGGUUGUUUUAGGAGGAACAGCUUUUCUCGUGCAUACGUUGAUACGAACAAACGAGAAGCUUGCUGGUUCGGCAGUGAUCACGGAUGACGAUGAUGGAGACAGCAAUAAAGUUCAUAAGGACUAAAAUAAUUUCAGUAUUAAUGCUUGUUUGUUAUGUGCAUACAUUCCAGUCUUGUCAGAAUUCAGCGUGCCAAUUUUAUACUAAUCAUACUAUUAUGAUGCCAAGAAAAUUGCAAAAUAUGUGGAGUAAUAAUAAAUGUAUACAUAAUUGUUCAGAAUA
Molecule: messenger RNA, 1280 nt
Organism: Folsomia candida
Lineage: Eukaryota; Metazoa; Arthropoda; Collembola; Entomobryomorpha; Isotomidae
Exons: 4
Coding region: 159-1124 (321 amino acids)
Biological process (GO): GPI anchor biosynthetic process
Cellular component (GO): endoplasmic reticulum membrane
Source: RefSeq, a predicted model, not a curated record